AUGUUGGCGGAACUGUCAGACCGCUUGGCCCCCUCUUGCCUUUUCAUCUCUACACUUUGUCAUAGAAUCUAUUCUUAUCACACUGCCAUGAGCGAUUCAGAACUUCAAGACUGGCCAAGGGAUGUCGGAGAGGCGUUCAAGGACGGGUUCCACCGCACAGGCCAGUUCGCUGCCAACUCGGACUUUGCAGCCGAAGACAAACUUGGCAACGGAGCCGAUUGCGUAACAGCAGUGGACAGAUACAUCGAAGAGACGAUUUUCACGCGUCUGCGCGCUGUCUACCCGACGCACCAGUUUGUCGGCGAGGAGACAACAGCCGAGCACGGCAACGGCUACAAGGUCACGGACCAGCCCACAUGGAUCGUGGACCCGGUCGACGGCACCAACAACUUUGUGCACCAUUUUCCCUAUACAGGCAUCAGCAUUGGUCCUGGCGAUCAACAAGCAGCCGGUGGUCGGCGUCCUGUACCUGCCGGUAUUGGGCGAGCUGUACACGGCGGUGCGCGGACAAGGCGCGACUCACUGACCCGCCUGUUGCUCGACAAGGAGGACGGCGGCGCGUGCGUCCAGAAUCUGCGCGUAAUCGGUGCCGCUGCGCCCGACCUUGCCCUGGUUGCCAAGGGCUCGGCCGAAAUCUACUGGGAGUGCGGGCCCCACGCCUGGGAUUUUGCUGCGGGCGCCUUGCUCGUUACGGAAUCCGGUGGCGCCGUGUUUGAUGGCGCCGGGUUCUGGGGCUCCGAUGUGCCCGAGAAUGACCGCGUGCCCAAGCCGCUGGACCUGUGGAAGCGCAAAAUCGUCGCCGUCAGGUAUAUCCCUGAUCUGGACGGGCAGCCGGGCAGCGGUAGGGAACUGCAGCGCAAGCUGGCCAAGGAGCUGCUCGAUGUUGUCGAGGAUAUUGACUAUCCGGCGGAUGGGUGCCAGUGAAAUGCAUGUUUCCUCGGAAGGCUAAUAGAAUAAGCUUACCCUUACAUGAUGGCUUUGAUAGCGGUACUCAAUUGGAUGUCUAUAUGGCCAAGUCUUUGUAUAUUACCAGGGGGAGUGCCAUGCUGCUUAUAUGUAAGGCGAAUGCCCAUUCUUUUACCCUCAACUAUCCGCCACAGCUGCAAAGCAGGCAGCACUCCAGCCUGGUACUAUUCACGCAAGAAAUCGCUCCAUGGGAGGGGUGUUUCAAAGCCUGCCCAAUUACUACGCCCGUUAUGUUCGCAAUUCUGCUACUGAAUAUCGGAAUGGGGAAAUAAAAAAACGAUAGCCUGGCCAUCUCUCAAUCUCUGGGCCCU
Molecule: messenger RNA, 1277 nt
Organism: Linderina pennispora
Lineage: Eukaryota; Fungi; Kickxellomycota; Kickxellomycetes; Kickxellales; Kickxellaceae
Product: carbohydrate phosphatase
Exons: 3
Coding region: 1-924 (307 amino acids)
Biological process (GO): inositol metabolic process; signal transduction; phosphatidylinositol phosphate biosynthetic process
Molecular function (GO): inositol monophosphate 1-phosphatase activity
Source: RefSeq, a predicted model, not a curated record